Messenger RNA from Sabethes cyaneus, 2369 nucleotides. It is a transcript of the gene ste14, whose product is annotated as protein-S-isoprenylcysteine O-methyltransferase. Gene Ontology annotation, molecular function: protein C-terminal S-isoprenylcysteine carboxyl O-methyltransferase activity. The record is from RefSeq and is a predicted model, not a curated record. The transcript has 5 exons. Bases 314 to 1174 code for a protein of 286 amino acids. Gene Ontology annotation, biological process: C-terminal protein methylation. Lineage: Eukaryota; Metazoa; Arthropoda; Insecta; Diptera; Culicidae. Gene Ontology annotation, cellular component: endoplasmic reticulum; membrane.
AAAUUUAAACUGGAUUCUGCAGAGAAGAGAUAAACAGCUGCUUAAUUCGCGCUGGUUUUCAAGUGAAAACUCUGUAUUGUUGUGGAAAUAUUGCUGCAGUUUAGCUCGCUAGAAGUGGAAAAUUCGACAGUUAAUCAAAAAUAUUGAGUUGUAUAAUCAUAACAAACGACAUGAGUAAUUAUUGUUUAGGUCGUCAAUAGUGUUUCGAAAAAUCAGUAUAUGAAGAGGUUUUUCAUGGUGUUUUUUAGAAUUCAAGUUUUCUAGUUGCAUUGUGAGAUAUUGCCAAUCUUAGCAGAGGAAAAAUCAAACAAAAAUGCUUUGCUACGAGGGCAAAUUAAGCUUGUACUGCUUUCUCAGUGCGGUCUUCUGCCUUGCACUGCUGUGGGUGUUCUUUGAUCUGGGAGUCUUCGCCGAACCAAUCGAGUUCUGGGGCCGGGCUUCUCUGCUGGCCACCUACUAUCUGGUGCUUAACGUUGUGAUUCGGCUGAAGUUUGCCUCCAAAGACUAUCAGGUUGCAGUGCGGGCUACUUUCCUGGGCGCAGUGUUUUCGCUUGGCAUCAUAAUUUUCCAAUGCUGCGAAGAACGGUACAAGUCGUUUGGAAUCUAUGUCGCUCUGAUGGCCACCUUCCACUAUUCCGAGUAUCUGGGAAUAGCGUUCUGCAAUCCGAAGACGCUGUCGCCGGAUUCGUUCAUACUGAAUCAUUCGAUUCACUAUGCCCUGGCUGCGGUUGCCAGUUGGCUGGAGUUCUUCAUCGAGGUGCACUAUUUUCCAGAUAUGAAAACACACCGAAUACUGUGGCUAAUUGGCCUGGGUUUAUGCUUGGCUGGGGAGGCCCUGCGAAAACUAGCCAUGAUCACAGCUAGCAAAAAUUUUAGCCAUAUCGUUCAGUUUGAACGACAUCAAGGGCAUGAGCUGGUUACCACUGGGGUCUAUAGUUUGAUGAGGCAUCCGUCGUAUGUAGGAUGGUUUUGGUGGUCUAUAGGAACACAGGUGGUGAUGGACAAUCCGGUCUGCUUCGUAAUCUACACCAUCGCCAGCUGGAAGUUUUUCCACGACCGCAUCUUCAUGGAGGAGAUCACACUGUUGAACUUUUUCGGCGAAGACUACUACAAGUACCAGCAGCGGGUGCCGACGGGACUGCCCUUCAUCCGGGGCUUCAAGGUGGAACUGUGAUAUUUCGAACGGGAUCAUCCUGCCAGGGACAGGGACGACGGGAGCGGUGCGCAGCACGACGACGACGAUGACAGCAGUUGUAGUGGUGGGAGAGACGACGGUAUUGAUGGUCACAGUCAGGCCGGUGCCGGUGACUGUGCGAUUGAUGAGACUGAUGAGUGGAGGGGUGGCAGCAGUAGUAGGAACAAGCGAAAGUUGUGCGCCAGCAGGGACAGUACGAGCGUGACGUUGGUUGUUGGUGAUGAUGAUGAUGAUGAUGAGUUGGACGUCGACGACGACGACGAUGAGGACGAUUAUGGUCGAGACCGGGAUGAUCGCGGGAAUAUGACUGGUAGCUUCUACCACGGACGCAAUAGACCUUAUUCAGGGAGCUACGAUAAUGUGUACGAUGAGUCAACGAUUGUUUAAUUAGGAAACGAGGGGAGUGCAUGAAUGUACGUACCUAUUUGAGUGCGUCUAUCAUAUGUGUUUGUUCAUUUUUUAUACUCAUACAGCUUUUGUUCCACCAAGAAUUUGUUGGACCCUCUGUACAGCGUAGCACAGAUUACUUCUUACUAAAACUUAGUCAUUAUUGAGUAGUACACAAUAAAGGAUAGUCAAAAUUGUUUACCUUUCUAAAGUAUUCUAGAGUAUUUUGACCCUCCGUCGGUCGGUUGUUCUGAUGAAAGAAACAGAAUAUCACCAAUAUCACCUGCUAUUGGUAAUAUUUACAGGUAUGUGAUGAAGUUUAUCGCCAUUUUUGCACAUCGGUAGGUUUGCUGUAGGAAGCAGUAAAAUAGUAUUGUUAGAACGAUGGAACAAUGAUUGAAGCAUGCGCUCGCUUACUUCAACUUCAAGUAGAGUUCAUCCUUCGAUGUAAUUCUAGCUAGUCAUUGUGUUAAGUUUGUUAAAUGCAUUUACUAGAACUGAAGGCACGAGUAUUGUUUGCACCGAUAUUCAAGAAUUCCGAAUUAAACCUUUUUUGAGGCAUUUAAAACGUAUUAAAAACGGGAUCAAAGUUAGAACAGGGUCGAAAAGCUUCCACAAAUUCUGAAAAAAAGAACUUAACGGUAAAAUUAAUAAUAAUAAUAUUCAAUAAUUUAAUAUACCAGUUAUUGUCGAUCGUCUCUUAGAGGUUUGCAGAUGUUUUGAACUCGUCUUCAAUUAUUCAUAUUUAGUAAAUAGAAAAAUACAGCCGCGUUAAUGUAAAACUAAA